AUGCUAGCCGCUCGAAGCUCUCUAAGUGCCUCGAGAAGGAUUUACGCCAGAACGUUGGCCACUAGCUCUGAUCUUGCAUCGUCUUUCGCUGUUCCUCCAGAGUAUGAAGCUAGAACACCUCCAUAUGCUAAGCUCAUAUCGAAUUUGGGAGAAGUCAAGAAGUUGGUGAAUAACAAGCCUUUGACGUUGGCAGAGAAGAUUCUCUACUCCCAUUUGGUCGAUCCCCAUGACAGUUUAGCUACCUGUAACGGUGACUUAUCUAAUAUCCGUGGUGAACAGUACUUGAAGUUGCACCCAGACAGAGUUGCAAUGCAAGAUGCCUCGGCCCAAACAGCCUUGUUGCAGUUUAUGACUACUGGAAUGUCCAGAACUGCUGUGCCUGCUUCGAUUCACUGUGAUCACUUGAUUGUGGGUAAGGAUGGUGCAGAUCAAGAUUUGACUUCCUCCAUCGCAACCAACAAGGAGGUUUUUGAUUUCUUGCAGAGUUGUGGUGAAAAGUAUGGUAUUCAGUUUUGGGGUCCUGGUUCGGGUAUUAUUCAUCAGAUCGUUUUGGAGAACUUUUCUGUUCCUGGUUUGAUGAUGUUGGGUACCGACUCUCAUACUCCAAACGCUGGUGGUUUGGGUGCUAUUGCUAUUGGUGUGGGUGGUGCCGAUGCCGUGGAUGGUUUGACUGGUACACCUUGGGAGUUGAAGGCUCCAAAGAUUUUGGGUGUCAAGUUGACUGGAAGAAUGAACGGCUGGACCUCUCCUAAGGACGUCAUCACUCACCUUGCCGGUAUCUUAACCGUCCGUGGUGGUACUGGUUACAUUGUGGAGUACUUUGGUGAAGGUGUCGAGAACUUGUCUUGUACUGGUAUGGCUACUAUCUGUAAUAUGGGUGCCGAGAUUGGUGCUACCACUUCCACAUUCCCAUACCAGGACGCCCACCGUCGUUAUUUGAUUCAAACGAAUAGAGCUCCUAUCUCUCAGGCAGCCGAUGUUGCUUUGCACAAGUACAACUUUUUGAGAGCUGAUGAGGGUGCUGAAUACGAUAAGGUCAUUGAAAUUGACUUGAACACUUUGGAGCCUCACAUCAACGGUCCUUUCACUCCAGAUUUGUCUACUGCAAUUUCUGAUUUCGGCUCCAAGGCUAAGUCUGACGGCUGGCCUGAAAACGUGAGUGCUGGUUUGAUUGGUUCUUGUACCAACUCUUCUUACCAGGACAUGUCUCGUGCAGUUUCCAUCAUUAUGCAAGCUGAAAAGGCUGGCUUGACGCCAAAGAUUCCUUUCUUUGUCACUCCAGGCUCUGAACAGAUUAGAGCUACUAUCGAGAGAGAUGGUUUGACUAACAUUUUCGAAAGAAACGGUGCCAUUGUCUUGGCUAACGCCUGUGGCCCUUGCAUUGGUCAAUGGGACAGAACUGAUGUUCCAAAGACCUCAACUUCGUCUAACGCUAUCUUCACCUCGUUCAACAGAAACUUUAGAGCCAGAAACGAUGGUAACAGAAACACCAUGAACUUCUUGACAUCUCCAGAUAUCGUCACUGCCAUGAUCUACUCCGGUGACAUGAACUACAACCCUCUCACAGACUCAAUUACCAAGGAAGACGGUACCGAAUUCAAGUUUGAGCCACCACAGGGUGUCGAGUUGCCUGGUGAAGGUUUCAUCAGAGGACGUGAAGAAUUCUACCCAGACCCUAACCCACAGCCAAAGCCAGAGGUCCAAGUCAGUGUUUCUCCCGAAUCCGAUAGACUUCAAAUCUUGGAUCCUUUCGAACCAUGGUCUGGAGAUGAGUUAUCUACCACUGUUUUAUUGAAGGUUGAGGGUAAGUGUACCACUGAUCAUAUUUCUGCUGCUGGUUCAUGGUUGAAGUACAAGGGACAUCUUGAGAACAUUUCAUACAACACCUUGAUCGGUGCCGUUAAUAAGGAAACCGGUGAAGUUAACACUGCUUACGACCUUAACGGUGACUCUUACGGCAUUCCAGAAUUGAUGUUCAAGUGGAAGGAUGAGAAGCGUCCUUGGAUUGUUGUUGCUGAGCACAACUACGGUGAAGGUUCUGCCAGAGAACACGCUGCCAUGUCUCCUAGAUUUACUGGUGGCUCUAUUAUUUUGGUCAAGUCUUUCGCUAGAAUUCACGAAACCAACUUGAAGAAGCAGGGUAUGUUGCCAUUGACCUUUGCUGACGAGGCUGACUACGACAAGAUUGUCGCCGGUGACCAACUCUCCACCGUUGACUUGAGAGAUAUGGUUGCCAAGGAUGGUAACAAUGGUGGUACCUUGAGAAUGAAGGUCACCAAGAGAGAUGGUUCUGGCGACUUUGAGAUCGUCUGCAAGCACACCAUGUCCAAGGAUCAGAUCGACUUCUUUAAGGCUGGUUCCGCCAUUAACCAUAUUGGUAACUUGAAGAAACAGCAGGAGGCUGCUUCGGCCUAA
Molecule: messenger RNA, 2415 nt
Organism: Candidozyma haemuli
Lineage: Eukaryota; Fungi; Ascomycota; Pichiomycetes; Serinales; Metschnikowiaceae
Gene: ACO2
Product: aconitate hydratase
Exons: 1
Coding region: 1-2415 (804 amino acids)
Biological process (GO): tricarboxylic acid cycle
Cellular component (GO): mitochondrion; cytosol
Molecular function (GO): aconitate hydratase activity; 4 iron, 4 sulfur cluster binding
Source: RefSeq, a predicted model, not a curated record